Tarenaya hassleriana is the source of this 1530-nucleotide messenger RNA. RefSeq names its product probable pectate lyase 5. The transcript has 4 exons. Bases 46 to 1260 code for a protein of 404 amino acids. Gene Ontology annotation, molecular function: pectate lyase activity. The record is from RefSeq and is a predicted model, not a curated record. Lineage: Eukaryota; Viridiplantae; Streptophyta; Magnoliopsida; Brassicales; Cleomaceae.
UCUCACACAACAAAAAACUAACAUCAAAAAAAAAAAAACAUAACAAUGGGGCUUCUUCACUACUUGUCUCUCUUGUCUUGUCUCCACCUCCUUCCUCCAUCCUUCGUUGCCUCUUCCCCUGUCCCCGACCCCGAACUCGUAGUCCAAGAAGUUAACGAGAAGAUAAAUGCGUCUAGGAGGAAUCUAGGUGUACUCUCGUGUGGGAACGGCAAUCCGAUAGACGACUGUUGGAGAUGCGACCCGCAUUGGGAGAAAAACCGUCAACGUCUAGCCGAUUGCGCGAUUGGGUUCGGCAAACACGCGAUCGGCGGACGGGACGGGAAAAUCUACGUGGUCACCGACCCGACCGACAAAGAUCCCGUAAACCCUAAACCCGGAACUCUACGACACGCCGUGAUCCAGGACGAGCCCCUGUGGAUCAUAUUCGCACGGGACAUGGUCAUAAAGCUGAAAGAGGAACUGAUAAUGAACUCGUUCAAGACGAUAGACGGACGCGGAAGCAGCGUCCACAUCGCGGGUGGCGCGUGUGUCACCAUCCAGUAUGUGACGAACAUUAUCAUCCACGGGAUUAACGUCCACGACUGUAAAAGAGCCGGGAAUACGUACGUUCGGGACUCCCCGUCGCAUUACGGGUGGCGGACGGCGUCCGACGGGGACGCCAUCUCGAUAUUCGGCGGCUCGCACGUGUGGGUCGACCACUGCUCGUUGUCGAACUGUCAGGACGGAUUGAUCGACGCGAUUCACGGAUCGACGGCCAUUACGAUCUCCAAUAACUACAUGACCCACCACAACAAAGUCAUGCUUUUAGGACAUAGUGAUUCCUACACAAGAGACAAGAACAUGCAAGUCACCAUUGCUUUCAAUCACUUUGGCGAAGGUCUUGUCCAGAGAAUGCCCCGAUGUAGACAUGGCUAUUUUCACGUGGUGAACAAUGACUACACGCAUUGGCAAAUGUAUGCAAUUGGAGGGAGUGCAGCUCCAACAAUAAAUAGCCAGGGCAAUAGGUUUCUUGCCCCCAACGACAGAGUCUUCAAAGAGGUGACUAAAUACGAGGAUGCACCUCAAAGCGAGUGGAAAAAAUGGAACUGGAGAUCGGAGGGCGACAUGUUUCUGAACGGCGCAUUCUUCACGGCGUCGGGGAAAGCAGCCUCGUCUAGCUACGCCAAGGCGUCGAGCCUGGCGGCUAGGCCGUCCACCCUAGUGGCUUCGGUCACGGCUAACGCUGGCGCGCUCGUCUGCAAGAAAGGGUCUCGCUGCUAAUCAAAUAGAUCCAUCACCCUACAUUAUACUAUAUAUCAUCCGGUUUAAUUUAAGGAUGACUUGUUUUUUUUUUUUUAAUGUUCCAAUAUAUAUAUAUAAACAAAUAUCUGAUCUUAUGUUUAAUUAAAAUUCUCCAAUGUAAAUCAACUUUCUUACCUUUUUUUUUUGUGGGUUUAGUUCUAAGUUGGAUUCGAUGUAUAAACACCACACAAGGUUCCUAGCUUUGUGUAUUAAAAAAAAAAAAGCCUUAUGUGGUGUGGGGUUACAUGA